GUGGCAGGUCUGCGAGCUGGAGAGCCAGGGAUGAGGGGGCUAGGGUUUGGAGAUGCUUGGGGGCCAGGGCAUACGCAGCUCACAGCCUCCGCUGGCCCCAGCCAAGGUGCAGGCCGAGCUAGACGCCGUGGUGGGUCGGAUGCGCGCCCCAUGCCUGGAGGACCGUGGGCACCUGCCCUACACGAAUGCGGUGCUGCAUGAGAUCCAGCACUUCAUCACUGUGCUGCCACUGGGGAUGUCGCGUGCCGUCACCUGCGAUACCCACCUGCAUGGCCAGUUCCUGCCCAAGGUGCCCACCGAGCCUGGGGAUUCUGCAUGGGCACCGGGAAGUGCCUAUGAACCGAGAUCUGCAGGCGUGAGCGUGCGCGGCGCGCUGAUUGACUCAUGUAGCCCUGGGAGCAAGAAGGCCUGUCUUCCCACUGGCUUUUAAAUGUGUCUUGGAUGGCUGAAAGGUAGUCGCUUGCCAAGUCCACAGGUAACCCUUGUGUAUCCCCCCAGGGCACCUCCGUGAUUCCUCUGCUAGUGUCUGCACACCGGGACCCCACCCAAUUCACGGACCCAGACUGCUUCAACCCAGCCAACUUCUUGAACAACAAGGGCAAGUUCCAGAGCAAUGACGCUUUCAUGCCCUUUGCCUCAGGUCCGAGUCAGGCAGGGAGGGGACCAGCCUGGACAGGCCCUGGGGCACAUGGGGUUCUCAUCCCACAUCCUUGUGUCCCCAGGAAAGCGAAAUGUGCCCGGGUGCAGGCCUGGCCAGAUCAGAGAUCUUCCUCUUCCUCACUACCAUCCUGCAGCAGUUCCGCCUGCUCCCUGUGGGGAGCCCCACUGGCCUCACCCCACAGCACACUAGCCUGGGCAACAUCCCCCCACCGGUCUUCCAGCUCCGCCUGGUGGCCCGCUGACGUCAAGUGAGCCACAAGGAGGACUCUCAGACCUCCUU
Molecule: messenger RNA, 940 nt
Organism: Diceros bicornis minor
Lineage: Eukaryota; Metazoa; Chordata; Mammalia; Perissodactyla; Rhinocerotidae
Product: cytochrome P450 2C25-like
Exons: 1
Coding region: 53-430 (125 amino acids)
Biological process (GO): xenobiotic metabolic process
Cellular component (GO): cytoplasm; intracellular membrane-bounded organelle
Molecular function (GO): oxidoreductase activity, acting on paired donors, with incorporation or reduction of molecular oxygen, reduced flavin or flavoprotein as one donor, and incorporation of one atom of oxygen; iron ion binding; heme binding
Source: RefSeq, a predicted model, not a curated record